AUGCCCUGCUACCUCGAUCCUAGGCGCGUGCAGUCCGAGCCGUCGUUGUGCGCGCCACCGCUCGUUGAGCCUUACAGUCGUAUCCUGCCCGGCACGCUGAUCAUCGUCGGAUCAUGCUUGGGGCUGGAAUUUAUCGGUGAUUCGCCUAGCGAGGUCAAGGUCGAAGUUAUGUCGGUCGACGACACGCAGAUGGAGGUGGCCCAGGACGACUACAUGGACAUCGACCAUGUCGACGACGCCGCCGAGCUGUUGGCCAACGUCACUCUCAACUACAACGACAACAACCCCAACUACCACAACCACCACGGUUACAAC
Messenger RNA from Mesorhabditis spiculigera, 315 nucleotides. The record is from the annotation of a GenBank genome assembly. NCBI's taxonomy places the organism in Eukaryota, Metazoa, Nematoda, Chromadorea, Rhabditida, Rhabditidae.